This is a messenger RNA of Bubalus bubalis (water buffalo), 1149 nucleotides long. RefSeq lists its product as uncharacterized. The record is from RefSeq and is a predicted model, not a curated record. Bases 1 to 837 code for a protein of 278 amino acids. The transcript is spliced from 3 exons. Lineage: Eukaryota; Metazoa; Chordata; Mammalia; Artiodactyla; Bovidae.
AUGGAGAGAACCGCCCCGCAAUUGGCCCGCGGCGCGCAGCGGCCGGGCGCCGCCGCGGUCUCGCAGAGAGGAGAGCUAAGAAGAGUAGGUGGUGGUUUUGCCGCGGCUGCUGCCGCUUCUGCUUCUCCUCACCGCCUCUUUGGCUGCCCUUCUGGCAACCAGCGCACAUUCUUCCUACCCCGGGCCUCUGGCCCAUACAGUCCACUCCACGAACAUGUUCGCGGCCACUUUCGCUCCGCUCUAUGGGCUUGCGAGUCCGCUCACCCGCACGCGGCGCCUGGCGCACCUGCUCCCGCGGACAGAGCUGGCCCGACUCCUCGCCUUGGUGUUCCCCUCCCGCAGCGGGAGAUCGGGCGCCGGGAACCGGAGCGCAGGGGACCCUCAGGCCUCCGGGGCCGCACACUGGCUGCGCACACUCCAGCGGAGCGCCCCCGAAACGCGCCUGGCCUCCAGAUCAGCGCUGAGCAAAGGGUGGCCUCCAACCCCACUCGGACGCUCGUCGACCUUGGAGCAGCGCCGUACAACAGGUCCAGGGUCACGCAUGUCCAUGGCAAACAGCCCAGCGCCAGAAAGAAGGCAGGACGAGGCCAGAGCUGUCAGCCCCCGGGACCGAAAGCCCUAUUGGUUGCUUGCUUCUUCCCUCCAGUGCCCAAGAGUGAAGACCCGGUUGUGAUAAGGAGGCAUUUAUCAAGGGUUGGUUGGGGUGUGCAGCCCAGAUCCAAGCACUGGACCUGUGAGCUGCAGCUUACAAGGUGCGGGCUUAGAGAGGCAGCACGUGGCUUGCUGACAGAAAAUGCUUCCCAAGGAUCCGGAUCAGAGCUGGAAGAAGCUAAGUGAGUAUGGGUGGGGGACUUUGAAGCUGCAAGGUUGCAGGUGGCCGCUGCUCACAGGUGUUGUUUUGAACAGGGCCGGUGGUGGUCUUGAGUUUGAUGCAGUUAGAGAACUGCAAGCUCUCAGCGAUGCAGGAAGUGUCUGAACCACAUCCACACUGGACUCCUGGCUGCACUGUGGGUGCCUGGACCCUGUGUGUGCUUGUGCUCAGUCGCUUCAGUCAUGUCUGACCCUUUGUGACCCCAUGGGCUUCAGCCCUCCAGGCUCCUCUGUCUAUGGGAUUCUCCAGGCAAGAAUACUGCAGCGGGUUGCCAUUUC